CCAGGGGACAGAUCAGGAGGGUCUCCGACUGCCAUUCCUACCAUCCUACCUACUACGCCCGGAGGAUCAUUCUGUCCUCAGCGGAACCUCCUCUCUCUUGUCUGCCCUAUCCAUCACGGUGUCUCCUACUCUGGUCAGAGGAACCUGGCUGAACUGGCUCUCCUGACAAGGUCCCGGUCCUCACUGAGGCCAGUCAGCACAGAGACACUGCCAGCUUCCCUCACUGACGCACAGGAGUGACGGCAUUCAACAUGAUGUGGGGAUGACUUGUGAAUGAUGGCUUAAUCGCUCAGGCCAGGGGAAUUGGCCGCUCUAUUUGAGCAUGACUCCCCUGACCUCACCAUUGUCCUGUGUUGCAUCCAGCUGGCCCAGGGGAAGCUGUCUACAGAGCAGCUGACAGACCAGGUCCUCAGUCUUGUCUCCACCCACUCGCCUCGCCACCUCAGCGAGCUCUCCCUGGGUGUGGAGCAGCGGGGGGAUUCCCGGCCGUCAGCCGAGAUCGUCCGGAUGAUGCAGCGGCUCUCGGAUCGAGCCAAACAUGCCCAGCACUGCUGCAGCUGCAUCACCACCUGCUUCAAAGUCGCAGUGUGUCUUCACAUGUCCUACACAUCAGUGGUCACUGAUCCAUUCAAAUCCUCUCUCAGUCCUCAGUGUAGGGUCACUAGCGCUACCACGCUGGCAAGAGUGUUGUCAGUGACUCCAACCUCAAGUCUAAAGAGGUGGCUGGGUUCCUGUCUGAAUGUGUGGCAGUGCACUACAGUCACAGAGUGGAAUGUCCAUGAGAGAGAGGAGGGUCCCCACAGCAGAGUCUACUAUCCCCAGAUGACUAGUGCUCAGUUUGCAGAACUGGCCAGCUCUGUCCGGACCACAACGAGUGGGAAGUCAUCUGCUCUCAAUGGCCAAGUCCUCUCCACGACUCAACAAGCAGACUACACAGAAUAUAACAGUGCAGGUGGAGCUGUUGGUAAGAGCUCAUGACUGCUACACUCUGGGGUGCAGUGUGGACGGUAUUUCUGAGGUCCUCCUAGUGGUCCGACAGUGGGUCCCCAACCUCAUUUUACUCAAACUCUUCUCACUAGUGGUUCGUCUGCUGACAGGAAUAGGGAGGUUCUAUGAGAUGGACUACAUCCUCCAGCUACUGAUGGAGAACGACCAGUUUGAGUCACUCCUCCACACCGGCCUGGAGAAAGAGGAGCAGUUGCGAGUGGCACUGAUGGACUACCUCCAGACUCACCAUCUCAACGACCACGAGAAGAUGCAGAUGGUGGCUCUCAAGUUUGGGAUGUUCUAUGAACUGGCCAACACCAAGCAGGAACAGGCCAAAAGAGACCUCAGGAGAAUCAAACCAAAACAUCUCGCAUCAAGUAACCCAGAGACAGUCAAGACACUGAAGGCCGUGUUUGAGUCUCUGCGAACAGCAGCCAAGACCUAUUCACAGGAGGACUAUCUGUCUAGUGCCCAGCAGUGCUACUCUCUGGCAAGACUGGUGGCUCUCCAACUCUCCCUCCUCCAUGGCUCUGGAAACAAACAGGUCAUCAACCUUGACCACAAGAAAGUCGUCAAACUGAUGGAGGAACUGCCUUUCCAGGAGGCUCUGAUAGUGGCUGAUGCGUACAAGCGGACCAGCUGGACAGACUGGGUCGGCCCUCUCUACAAGAAGGUUGUGAUUGGCGGCCACUUCCACUAUCUCAGUGACUACAAAACUGCCUUCCCUCUGAAGGCAAACAUGUUCCAAGAACUAGCUAGCAGGUAUCAACAUGACCGGGAGAGACCGCCCGAGUCUGCAGCCAACAUGAGGCGACUCCUGGGCCACCUGCGUAACCUCCCACUCAAGAGGAAGAUAGCCACUGACCUGGGACUGAGCGAUGUCCUCCAGAGCCUCUCGCCCACCCAGGAUGAGGGGUUCCUCAAUGACAUUGCCAGACUCUGACCUCUUAGUCUUGCAUCAGACUUGGGUACACAGGUGUGUGUGUGUGUGUGUUUGAGAAUUUAACUUUUUGGCUUC
Messenger RNA from Geodia barretti, 2005 nucleotides. The record is from the annotation of a GenBank genome assembly. Lineage: Eukaryota; Metazoa; Porifera; Demospongiae; Tetractinellida; Geodiidae.